AUGUCUUUGGUUGUGCACCAGAACGGUGCCAGUGUCCCCUAUGUGUUGCGCUUAAAUGGACACAAAGGCGCUGUGCUUGCUAACAGAUUUAACGAAGAUGGAACGUUUGUGGCUUCUGGUGGAGUGGAUCGAAAAUUGAUAGUGUGGAAGAUCCCAGAUUCGCCAGAGCUGAUUAGGGAAGAGCUGCCCUACGAUUACAAUGUGGCAAAUAUAACUAGGUCAGCCGUCACCUCGAUAAGAUGGUCGCACACCAACGAAAACCAUGUUUUUGUCGCUUCCGCUGACUCGACGGCAACUGUGUUCGAUAUCACCAAAAGUCAGAAAAUCAAAACAUUUCACCAUAAAUUGUGUAUCAAUGAUAUAUCCAAUUCCGAAAACGACAUGCUUGUGACAUGCUCAGACGACGGGUCUGUGAAGUUGUGGGACUCACGGUCGAGAUUUGAAAUUGAUAGCAUACAACACAAAUAUCCUGUUCUUACAGCCAUUAUAGAUGCCAGGGACCAGAGAUUCUAUUUUGCAGGAAUCGACCCAACGGUCUCUUGCUACGACGCACGCAAAAGGAGCACACUUUGCUGGGAGGAGUGCAAUCAGACGAACAACGUGACCUCGCUAGCGUUGACUCCAGAUGAGUCCUACCUUGUCUCCAAAUCUGUUGAUAACACAAUUAAGUAUUACGACUCAAGGCUAUUUACGAAAGGACUUCGGGCACGGCCGUACAUUUUUGACGGAUCCAAAGCUUCUGCAGAAGAUAACUUGAUACGUUUGAAAGCAGUCAAAAAAUCUGACGGCAAAGAAUACAUCAUUAGUGGAUCGAAUGACGCUCAUGUGUACGUGUGGGACUUUGCGAGCCGGAGAUUGAAGAGUCGGCUUGAUGGACAUCUGGGGACGGUGUUGGACGUGGAUGCGCUCAACGACAAAUUGAUUAGUGGCUCCAUCGACGGAUCGCUCAUCUUACGUUCUUUCUAG
Messenger RNA from Ogataea angusta, 966 nucleotides. RefSeq lists its product as uncharacterized. The record is from RefSeq and is a predicted model, not a curated record. Gene Ontology annotation, molecular function: protein binding; RNA binding. The transcript has a single exon. Bases 1 to 966 code for a protein of 321 amino acids. NCBI's taxonomy places the organism in Eukaryota, Fungi, Ascomycota, Pichiomycetes, Pichiales, Pichiaceae. Gene Ontology annotation, cellular component: catalytic step 2 spliceosome.